Artibeus jamaicensis (Jamaican fruit-eating bat) is the source of this 1668-nucleotide messenger RNA. It is a transcript of the gene YRDC, whose product is annotated as yrdC N6-threonylcarbamoyltransferase domain containing. Bases 1 to 840 code for a protein of 279 amino acids. Gene Ontology annotation, biological process: regulation of translational fidelity. The transcript has 5 exons. NCBI's taxonomy places the organism in Eukaryota, Metazoa, Chordata, Mammalia, Chiroptera, Phyllostomidae. Gene Ontology annotation, cellular component: cytoplasm. Gene Ontology annotation, molecular function: tRNA binding; nucleotidyltransferase activity; double-stranded RNA binding. The record is from RefSeq and is a predicted model, not a curated record.
AUGUCUCCGGCGCGUCCGUGCAAGGGACUGAGGGCCGCGGUGGCUGCCAGCGUGGGGUUGAGCGAGGGGCCGGCGGGCUCCGUUCGGAGCGGCCGCCUUCUCCGCCCUCCGAGUCCCGCUCGGGCGGUGCCGGGGGCCCGGCUGUUGCGGCUCCCGGGGAGAGGGGCCGUGCGGGCCGCAAGCCCGGAGCGCGCCGGUUGGACCGAGGCGCUGCGGGCUGCCGUGGCCGAGCUGCGCGCCGGCGCCGUGGUGGCCGUCCCCACCGAUACGCUGUACGGCCUGGCCUGCUCGGCGACUUGCUCCGCAGCACUGGGCAAUGUGUACCGCCUUAAGGGCCGCAGCGAGGCCAAGCCGCUGGCUGUGUGCCUGGGCCGCGUGGCCGACGUCUACAGGUACUGUCAUGUGAGAGUACCCGAGGUGCUCCUGAAAGACCUAUUGCCAGGACCAGUGACCCUGGUGAUGGAACGCUCAGAGGGGCUCAAUAAGGACCUGAACCCCUUCACUCCUCUUGUAGGCAUCCGAAUUCCCGACCAUGCUUUCAUGCAGGACUUGGCCCAGAUGUUUGGGGGACCACUUGCUCUCACCAGCGCUAACCUCAGCUCCCAGGCCAGUUCUCUGAAUGUCGAGGAGUUCCAGGACCUCUGGCCUCAGCUGUCCCUGGUAAUUGAUGGGGGACCAAUUGGGGAUGGCCAGAGCCCUGAGUGUCGCCUGGGCUCAACUGUGGUUGACUUGUCUGUGCCAGGAAAGUUUGGCAUCAUUCGUCCAGGCUGUGCCCUGGAAAGUACCACGGCUGUUCUCCAGAAGUACGGGCUGCUCCCCUCGCACGGAUCCUGCAUGUGAAACUUGGGAGGCAGGAGGGCCUGGGGACUGAUGCUGGACACCAUGUGUCUGUCCGCUGGUGGCUGGCAUGGCCUCAUUUGCAGAGGCCACUGGGGCUAGUGUCGCUAGUCUGAUGCUUUUCAGGCAGUUUGUCUUUCUGAACUUUGUAGACCGGGCCCCAGAAGUUGCUGGUAUAGCCUCACACCCCAGGAAGGGCGCUAUAUUUAAUUUUAUAUGUCAGCCAAAAGCUGAUUAGAGACCUUAAGAACAUUCCUAGGAUGCUCUUAAUUCUGAUAACUUUCUUCUUCUCUCUUUUUAAAAAUUUUUGAAAUGCAACUUAAAUAACAUUUGGAAUCCAGUGAGAGGUGGUGGCAUUUGAGGUCCAAAUAAGCUAGAGCUGUUGGUGCUGUUUAAAAGUCUCAAGUGACCAAAGACAUGAGCGUUCAUGCCUCCUGAGGCGAGAACCAGGUUAAGUUAAAGGUUGUAGAGCCACAGGCCCAACGCCGUGUCCUCUGAGCCAGGAGCCGGCGGCGCUCUGCUUGUCUGGCGGAGGGUCGUCCUUGUGGUCCGAUGAUGGAAUGUCAGCCCAGUUGGCAGGGGGUGAGGGCAGGCCGCGGGGUAUCCAAAUUAAAGCAUAUUGGAAAAUCUCUACUCUCUCUUUCAGACACGAAAUAAAUUAUAAUUAAUUAUACCUGUAAUACCUUUAUUUAAGUCUGUGUGUACAUAUGAAUACAGCCUUCAUCUGUAUUUAUAUGUAUCCCAAGCAUGAAACAUAAGUAUUGUUGGGCAUUUGAACUUUGUUUUUCUUUAAUAGAAAAUAAUGCUGCUAUUAAACAUCUUUGAAAAUGG